Messenger RNA from Aureococcus anophagefferens, 1263 nucleotides. RefSeq lists its product as hypothetical. The transcript has a single exon. The record is from RefSeq and is a predicted model, not a curated record. Bases 1 to 1263 code for a protein of 420 amino acids. Lineage: Eukaryota; Pelagophyceae; Pelagomonadales; Pelagomonadaceae. Gene Ontology annotation, molecular function: aldehyde dehydrogenase (NAD+) activity.
AUGCUCCUCAAGCUCGCGGACCUCCUCGAGGAGGCGGCGCCCGAGCUCGCCAAGCUCGAGAGCCUCGACAACGGCAAGCCCGAGCACAUCGCCCGCGACGUCGACAUCGCGCAGUGCGUCAACAACUACCGCUACUUCGCCGGCUGGGCCGACAAGAUCACGGGCAAGACCAUCCCGACGACCCAGGGCACGGCGGACACCUUCGCCUUCACGACGCGCGAGCCCGUGGGCGUCGUCGGCGCCGUCAUCCCCUGGAACUUCCCCCUGCUCAUGCAGUGCUGGAAGCUCGCGCCGGCCCUCGCGGCGGGCAACACCGUCGUCAUGAAGCUCAGCGAGAAGACGCCCCUCAGCGGCAUGAAGUUCAUGGAGCUCGUCGAGGAGGCGGGCUUCCCCGCGGGCGUCGUCAACAUGCUCAACGGCCCCGGCGCGACGGGCGAGGUCCUCGCGCGCCACGGCGACGUCGACAAGAUCGCGUUCACGGGCUCGUCCGCCGUCGGCCACAAGAUCGCGUCCGCCGCGUCGGAGACGAACCUCAAGCGCGUGAGCCUCGAGCUCGGCGGCAAGUCGCCCCUCAUCAUCCACAAGGACGCGGACCUCGACCAGGCCCUCAUCUCGGCCCACGUCGGCCUCUUCCUCAACAUGGGCCAGUGCUGCGUCGCCUCGUCGCGCAUCUACGUCCACGAGGACGUCCACGACGAGUUCGUCGAGAAGAUCGUCGCCCUCGCGUCCCGCCUCCGCUCCCAGGGCGACCUCACGUCCGAGACGGACGUCGAGAUCCUCGACCUCGGGCCGCAGGUCGACAAGACGCAGUUCGACAAGAUCAUGGCCUACAUCGAGGCGGGCAAGGCCGAGGGCGCCAAGUGCGAGAUCGGCGGCAAGCGCCUCGGCGAGACGGGCUACUACGUCGCGCCGACCAUCUUCUCCAACGUCACCGACGACAUGACCAUCGCCCGCGAGGAGAUCUUCGGCCCCGUGAUGCAGCUGCUCAAGUACAGCGACCUCGACGACGCCAUCGCGCGCGCCAACGACACGCAGUACGGCCUCGCCGCGGGCGUCUGCACGCGCGACGCGGGCACGGCCAUGUACGCCGCCAAGGAGCUCCAGGCGGGCACGGUCUGGGUCAACUGCUACGACAACUUCGACGUCGCCGUGCCCUUCGGCGGCUACAAGGAGUCGGGCUGGGGCCGCGACAAGGGCGAGUACGCGCUCGACAACUACACGGAGACGAAGGCCAUCAUGAUGCCCAUCGACCGCAAGGCCUAG